AUGUAUUCUUUAUUCAGACUGAGGUGCUGCAGUUUGUCAGAGAUCAGCUGUGAUACUCUGGUCUCAGCUCUGAAGUCCAACCCCUCCCAUCUGAGAGAUCUGGACCUGCGUAACAACAAUCUGAAGGAUUUAGGAGUGAAGCUGCUGAGAGAUCUUCUGGAGAGUCCAGACUGCAGAUUGGAGAAACUCAGACUGGAGCGCUGCAGGUUGUCAGAGAUCAGCUGGGCUGCUCUGAUCUCAGCUCUGAAGUCCAACCCCUCCCAUCUGACAGAUCUGGACCUGAGUUACAACAAACUGCAGGAUUCAGUAGUGAAGCUGCUGAGUGAUCUUCUGGAGAGUCCAGACUGCAGACUGGAGACUCUCAGACUGACUGGCUGCAGGUUGUCAGAGAUCAACUGUGCUGCUCUGAUCUCAGCUCUGAAGUCCAACCCCUCCCAUCUGAGAGUUCUGGACCUGAGGAACAACAACCUGAAGGAUUCAGGAGUGAAGCGGCUCUGUGAUCUUCUGAAGAGUCCAGACUGCAGACUGGAGAAACUCAGACUGAGGUGCUGCAGUUUGUCAAAGAUCAGCUGUGCUGCUCUGAUCUCAGCUCUGAAGUCCAACCCCUCCCAUCUGAGAGAUCUGGACCUGAGUCACAACAAACUGAAGGAUUCAGUAGUGAAGCUGCUGAGUGAUCUUCUGGAGAGUCCAGACUGCAGACUGGAGAAUCUCGGACUGAGGAGCUGCAGUCUGUCAGAGAUCAGCUGUGCUGCUCUGAUCUCAGCUCUGAAGUCCAACCCCUCCCAUCUGAGAGAUCUGGACCUGAGUUUCAACAUCAACCUGAAGGAUUCAGGAGUGAAGCUGCUGAGUGAUCUUCUGGAGAGUCCAGACUGCAGACUGGAGACUCUCAGCAUCUCUAUUCACUCUCUGUCCUAA
Molecule: messenger RNA, 915 nt
Organism: Gymnodraco acuticeps
Lineage: Eukaryota; Metazoa; Chordata; Actinopteri; Perciformes; Bathydraconidae
Product: NACHT, LRR and PYD domains-containing protein 12-like
Exons: 6
Coding region: 1-915 (304 amino acids)
Molecular function (GO): protein binding
Source: RefSeq, a predicted model, not a curated record